CCCGGCGAGGCAGUCUCCGUCGCGACGCGCCAGCGAAUGUAAAUGCCGUUUCGCAACCGUCCCCGGCCCGACAUCCGAAUCUGACCUUCAGCCUCACCGGCUCUCGGCCGACUCUCGCGUUUUCCCGAUCCUUUUGUAUUCGUCAGUCUCCCCGCGAUCAGCGUCUGUACCCGUUCCGACCCGCGAGCUUCGUUCCGUCAUUUUGCGCAACGUGCUUUCGCGCCGCCGCGCGGUAGUGUUUACAGUGCUGUGCUCGAAUCGCCGCUUGAAACUUGGAUUUGUGUGUGUUUUAAGUCAACCGGUGUCGCUGUCAACACCGAGUGGUGUUGUUGUGGGAGCAGUUGCGAGCUUUAGCAGCCCUGCGAGGACGCAGUGAGAAACCGCUUUCAGCGGCAACGCGACGACGGGCGUGCAGCCAGGCUCGCAAAAAACUGCUUAACUUUCGUCCCUGCGUGACCGGCCAAAGGCACGCAAAAUCGAUCCCUGGAAAACGCGCGUACAGUUCAGUUCCGGAGUUCGUCCCUCCGAUUUCACCCGGCUUCUGUGAUACCCUUCCUAGUCCUCCAAGUGCAGUUAGAUUUAAUUUCAAUUUAGUAGCUUCCCCCUUGUUCGUUUUUAUUUAGUGAUCGAAUUCUUGCGUGUUUUAAUUUCUACGAGUUGUUAUUUUUAAUUUAUUCGACCCAAAGAUGACGAAAAUGAAAAGGACAAACACGAUUUUGAUCGGGGUUCUGAGGAAGAGAGCGAAAAGGGUUUGCGUCUAGGUACGCAAAGGCACUUAAAGGUCGCGAGAAGCCGACAUAGCUUUAAGUGCGCGUGGUGAUGAUGAUCUUCCUAACUGAUUUUCUCCCCGAAGUCGCGUCAGUGCUUUUCGCUUCACCCGAUUUUCCGGUGAUUUCCUGGUGAUUUUUCUGAGUUUUCCGGGAGAGCUUUUCGACGGGCAUGUUAUCGUACAUGGUGCCCUCGAUUGAGGACAAACCGCCCCCGAUCCCGGCCAAACACCACCUGCAGCUCGACCUUUCGCCCACCUCGCUGCCCAACGGUCACGGAAAUGGUCACCAUAAAGAGAACCACGACCUACCGGCCACUCAUAGCCCACUCGACAAGGCCAAGUCCAGAAAAGUUACCAAUGGUGCUACCAAACAGACUACGCUUAAAAGGGUCUCGUUCGGGAGCUCGAAGGGCUCCAUGGUGGAGACGCUCAUCUACGAGAGCCCUGUCCAGGAGGAGAACGAGCAGACCUCGCCCAACUCCCUCCUCUCAGACGCGGAUCAGCUCCAAGGAGCUGACGGGGCCAAGUGCUCGGCUUCGAAGGUUCGAGUGAGCUUUUUCGAGUGCGAGCGUCCAUCUGUGAUCACCCCGGAGACGGGAGGCGGAGGGCCGGAGCCGGUCGACGCCCCCGACGGCGAGCUCGACCUCAACCACCUCAGCUCCGCCGCCAUGAACUCCACCUUCGGCGACCACCACCCCGCCUACAACCGACAAGCCAGCACGGACAGCGGGUGGGACAACCCGUUCAGGCCGGACGGCGACCUCUCCCGGGAGGCGGACCAGAUCGUGGAGCUCAUCAAGGGCGGGAAGCCGAUCACGCCGACGCCGGGCCUCACGCCGCAGCUCCCGUCGCAGCCGCCCGCCCCCGCCGGCGCCGCCAACGGGACGCCCCUCAAGAACGGGAGCGCCGGCGCCCCCGCGGACAAGAAGACGCCCCCCGGCGGCGUGGAGGUCCAGCGAGGCACCGCCGGCACCCCCGGCGACGUCGAGCACAUCGUCAUCAAGAAGAAGCCCAAGUGUCAGUGCUGCGUCAUCCUGUAACCGAGACUCACCCAGGAGGAGGCGGACCCGCCCGGCGGCCCAAGUCCAAGGCGGAGGUUCUUCGGGCAUCAGUAUGGUUGCCCGCAUUUUGAGGUUCUCGUCUGAACGCAGCGCCCCUCCAAGUGGUUAUGUUGUCGCCUGU
Messenger RNA from Bemisia tabaci, 1951 nucleotides. RefSeq lists its product as uncharacterized. The record is from RefSeq and is a predicted model, not a curated record. NCBI's taxonomy places the organism in Eukaryota, Metazoa, Arthropoda, Insecta, Hemiptera, Aleyrodidae.